Molecule: messenger RNA, 1650 nt
Organism: Solanum verrucosum
Lineage: Eukaryota; Viridiplantae; Streptophyta; Magnoliopsida; Solanales; Solanaceae
Product: protein ANTHESIS POMOTING FACTOR 1
Cellular component (GO): Set1C/COMPASS complex
Molecular function (GO): chromatin binding; protein binding
Source: RefSeq, a predicted model, not a curated record
AUGGGAGCAAAGGUUGGUACUAAGGGAAGGGAAAACGAGGGAGACAUUAACGCUGCUAGCACCACCAACGUCAAGCAGGAUGGUGGAAAGAAGCACCUUAACAGUAACGAGGAAUUGUUACUCGAUUCUACACCAAGCGAAGCGCUGACAUCUCACUCACUUUUGACCACUGAAGCGAGUGAUGAUGAACGUGGUGAGGAGCCCAUUGACAUCAUGCUCGGAGUAGAGUGGAUCGCAAGGGUUGACACGGCGAGGAAGGCUGUGGAGAUCAUAGGCAAGCGCUUGAACGAAGUCGAUAGUAAAUUCAAGACUCUCGAGGAUUUCUCCCUUGAGGAGAAUGAAAACAUCUGCAAGAAAUUGGAGGGGCACCAGCAUGCCAAAUAUGAGAUGAAGGAAGUCAUCACUUCCUUGGAGUGCCGACUCUUGGAUGUGCUAAUCAGGAUUGAAUCCAUAAGAGCCAUGAUGAAAUCAGUCAAAAAGGGCAUUGAAGUUGGAGGACUUGUGUCGCUCAACAAAGAUAGGGAGGCCAAGGUUGAGGCUCCCAAGCUAUCGAUGUUCAAAGGCGUUCGUGAUUAUCCUCACGUUUUGAAGGAGCACCGCGCUAUAUUUCACAAAGUUUAUACAAUACUUAUCUCAGAUUUUGGUGGGCAGAUAAACUCACUUGAUUUUCAUCGGACAGAAGAUUUGCUGAUAACCGCUAGUGAGGAUGACUCAAUUCGACUUUUUGACAUUGCCAAUGGAAAGUUGCUGAAGACUACAUAUCAUAAGAAGCAUGGAGCUGAUCGAAUAUGCUUUACCCACCACCCUCAUUCUGUUAUAUGCUCUUCAAUACACAACUUGGAUGUGCAUGGAGAGUCUUUGCGGUACCUAUCCAUGUACGAUAAUCGAUGUCUUCGUUACUUUAAGGGACAUAAAGAGAGGGUUGUGUCACUGUGCAUGUCUCCGGUUAAUGACAGCUUUUUGUCUGGAUCUCUUGACCAUAGUGUGAGAAUAUGGGAUCUUCGCGUAAAUGCAUGCCAGGGGAUUUUGCGUCUAAGAGGUAGGCCUGCAGUUGCUUAUGACCAACAAGGCCUCGUCUUUGCAGUGGCAAUGGAAGGGGGUGCCAUCAAAUUGUUUGAUUCAAGACAUUUUGACAAGGGUCCCUUUGAAACCUUCCUAGUGGGUGGAGAUACAGCUGAGGGUGACAUAAAAUUCAGCAAUGAUGGAAAAUCAAUGCUUUUAACAACUACUAGUAAUAGCAUCUAUGUGCUUGACGCCUAUGCAGGAGAGAAGCGGUGUGGGUUUAAUCUGGAUCCUUCCCCGACAGCAAUGGAGGCAACCUUUACACCAGACGGCCAGUAUGUUUUUCAGGUAUUAGGAGAUGGAAGCUUGCAUGCGUGGCACAUCGACACGCAAAAAAAGAUUUGUAGCUGGGAUAGCCACAUAGGUGUGGCAUCGUGCUUGAAAUGGGCGCCAAGAAGAGUCAUGUUUGUUGCUGCAUCAUCAGUUCUUACCUUUUGGAUUCCUGAUCAUAGAGGUCCUGGUGAAGCCGCUGGAGUCCAAGUAGAAGAACAAGUUACUCUUACUCAAUGACGUCUUUAUAAGUUACAUGUGGGUGUAAACACACCUGGGCACUCUUAGAAGUUAUAUGGCCAUUGUUGAUUUGAUUCU